AUGUCGAGAACUCCAACCAAUCAUAUCCUCUAUGCCAAGGAAAGCAGCAGGCUGCCGGAGCUCUCGGUUGCAUGUACCAACUGUCGCAGCCGCAAACUGCGCUGCUCAAGGGAAGCACCCGCAUGUCAACACUGCCGCAAAACUGGGAGCGACUGUACAUACGAUCCCAAACGGUCGAAGCCGGGCAUUAAAUCCGGAGCUAUUGAAAAUAUACACCGACGGCUAGAUCGUCUAGAAGACUUUGUUAUCGACCGCCUCGGAGAUGAUAAGCCAGACGAGUCCAAUAGACAAACACAGCCGGGUGAAAACGAGUCCACACCAUGCUUUGCUUUGUCUGUGCUGGCACGGGAGCUUCAAAAGUUCAACGGCAAGCUGGCGCCCGCGACCGAUGAUCGCCCAAGUAAACGGCAACGGGUGGACGAGCAUGUCGACUUUUCUCAGUCUGCGCUACUAGAUAUCGACCGCCGUUUAGUACUUGCUCUGCUCAACCCGAACACUAUUGAUGUUGUUUUGCAGACAUACUUCAAGCAUAUCCAUCCCUGGAUUCCUCUAGUACACGAGACCAGUUUGCGUCGGCGACUUCGUGAUCCAAGACACAGAUCCAAGCUUGAUGUCUUGCUGCGAGCCAUAAUAUUAGUAUCUACAAGAUUCAUACAGCAGUACGAGGCCGUAUCUGACAUUUGCCUGGCUGGCCUGUCCACGAACCAAGCCAGGAGUCUGGUCGUUUCGGAUUCAAUGGAUUGCCUGAAAGUUGAAAAUAUCCAGGCCCUCAUCGGAAAUGGGUGGGGGGAAAAGGCAUGGUCCCUAGUCGGGUCGCUGACACGGACAGUCGAAUACUUGAAACUUACAGUCGAAGACGAAGACUACCAAGGCCAGAGCUGGGUCGAGGCAGAGGAGCGACGGAGGGUGUUCUGGACCGUAUUCAAUCUCGACCGAUUUUGUUCCGUGGCUAUGGGCUGGAACACUAGCCUCACUUCGGACGAUGUUCACCGCCGUCUUCCUUGCGAUGGAGUCCACUGGAGAAGAGAUAAACCCAAUGUUACAGCUUUCUUUGGCAUCUGGGAGAAGUCAGCAAGUCGAAUGGGAAAUCCGAUUACCUUCUCUCCGGGCCAUUACGUGUCUCCGCAACGUACAGUGGCCGAUAACGCCUAUGCAGCGAGUCCAAAUGAAGGCUACGAUCCUGCUUUAUCACCAGAUGAUCCUUUGGUCUCUGCGAUUGGGGCUUUUGCCUACCGUAUUGAAGCAACUGAGUCGCUGAGCCGCGUCACGACUUAUUUUCUUCAACAAAAGGUUGACAUGAGCCGCCCAGAUAAUGUCACAAGUUGGCUCACACGGUUCAAGGAACUGGACCUGCGCCUUGUGCACUGGAAGAUGCUCCUACCAAAAAAGUGGAAGGCUCUCAGCCCUGCCAACACUGCCAACACCGUCGUCUGUCCUCGCGAGAGCGCCAAUCAGAACGGCUCGCUUAGUGGCAGUGGAGGAGUAACGGGAGGUGAGGAAGAUGCCAAAAGCCAAAUAGUAGUGAUGGACCCAAAUCUCACGCUGGCACACAUCACCCACAAUGCGUCCAUGAUUCUCUUACAUCAACCUAUCGCGUUUCCACCCCAUGAAUGGACUUUCCGCAGCCGCCUGCCCAGUAGUUGCUCUGCAGAGACAUGUCAGCAGGCAGCUUUUGAAAUCGCCACUAUCACUGAACAAUAUCUAAAAGUGUCUCCACCAACCUUCCCCUUGUAUCCCCAGUUUUCAUUUUGCGUCUAUGUGGCAGCCCGACUCUUGCUAGCCUACGAAACCAAUCACAGCAUAGAGAUUCACCCUCUGCACUCCAGAUCGGUCAUAGAUGACAGAUUCUGGGCGCUAGUUAGCAGCCUAGAUGAGAUGUCGCGUCGAUGGAACGGACACGGUAUAGCGGUGCUAGAGACCAUGACUUUUGGCGAGGACCUAGCUGCAAAGUACGCGUUAAAACUAAGGGAGAUGAAAGAUAUGUGUAUGCAGGAUUUGGGUUACAGAAUAAGUGUCUUGGAUUACAUGCAAGAUAUCGACCAUUCCAGCAGGAAGACCGACCCAAUUAUGGAUUAUGCAGUGGCUUCGUCUACUAUCAAUGACCCGACCCGACAGUCAUAUCAAAAUACAGAGGCACGACCAGAGCACAAGUCCCGGGAUGGCGGACGGUCAAUAGGAAAUGAGCAGAACGUGAACCGCUCCAAUACGGAACAGGCCACGUCGGUGCCCUGUCCCUCAUCACCAUUAGAGCUAUCCAGAAACCCUACCGACCAUUAUCAGAAGGUUUAUGGGCAAGCAACAUACUCUCCAGAAACGGAUGAAGCGUCCCGCGACCUGGGUGUUAUUUCGGAUAUGUUGCUGGGCCAUCAAUUCAUGGAUCUGGACCGGAUCAUCAGUUUCGAUAACGGAAUGUUCAGUGCCAGUCCAGACCAGCCUUGGUAA
Messenger RNA from Penicillium cataractarum, 2442 nucleotides. RefSeq names its product Zn(II)2Cys6 transcription factor. Lineage: Eukaryota; Fungi; Ascomycota; Eurotiomycetes; Eurotiales; Aspergillaceae. The record is from RefSeq and is a predicted model, not a curated record. Gene Ontology annotation, molecular function: zinc ion binding; DNA-binding transcription factor activity, RNA polymerase II-specific; DNA binding. The transcript is spliced from 5 exons. Gene Ontology annotation, biological process: regulation of DNA-templated transcription; DNA-templated transcription. Bases 1 to 2442 code for a protein of 813 amino acids. Gene Ontology annotation, cellular component: nucleus.